Clonostachys byssicola is the source of this 1146-nucleotide messenger RNA. The record is from the annotation of a GenBank genome assembly. NCBI's taxonomy places the organism in Eukaryota, Fungi, Ascomycota, Sordariomycetes, Hypocreales, Bionectriaceae.
AUGGCUGGCAGUGACGGAAUAGAACAUCGCGUUUCGUGUUUCGAAAAACUUCCGACCGAGACCAUCUGGAUGAUCGCCUCGCUCUGCGAUCACUGGGACAUUGUGGCUCUAGCGUCCACCUCUUCUCACAUGCGAUCCAAGGUCAUCCCGCUUAUUCACAAGAAAGUUCGCAUCGUAGCUCAACAAGAUUCACCAAACGAACAACUUGCCGACUUCUUGGGGCGCCAACCCCCCAUUAAUUCUCGUAUAUCCAGCACAAUCAGUAAAGGCGGGCCACCGCAUCGUUAUGAUCGUCAUGCCCGUGAUGAUGGAGCUGACGGCCUGGCGCAGCAACUUUUCGAAGCUCUACAGUCUAUGCCUAAACUACGAUCAUUGAGCUUACACCUGACCUGCAUGAGCGAUUCCCAAGAGCCUGAGCUGUAUCGCAGAAUGCUGGUUGCGGGAGCUACCGAAAUCCAAUACCUACGAAUCUGCGCCUCAACGCGUGUUACGAGAAGAUUGCUCCAAACAUGUCCUGCGCUCACAACACUAGAUUUUUGCCAUGGUUUUGAACUGGGACAGCUUCACGAGAUUCCGCCAACAGUCAAGCGCCUGGCUGUGACUCUAUAUGUUGAGUCGCAUUUGUCUUCCAGUGUCCGGAUCCCAUCACUCAAAGUUGAGAACAUCCGCCACAUUGUAAGGCUCAAUAGUGGCCUUGAAGAGCUUAUUCUGCGCGAUCUUGAGAAGAAUAAAACCCCCUUUGAUCCUCGGUCAAUUGAAACCGGAGGGUUGGAUGCACUUUUCCCUACUUUGACGCAUGCUAAUUGUCUCCUCAUCCAGAAGGACGCUCUGCGUAAAGCUGCCCAUGAAUUGAGCCGACUACUGAAGUUGCAGCGUCUAACAAUCAAUAUAUGGAGGGGCACAUCUUUACAAGUCCGUAGCCAUAGUCAACUGGUUCCGCUGGAGAAGGAAGACUGGCACAGAAACUGGUACAGCGACUGCAUCUGGAACUUAGGAGAAGCUCUACCACAUGUCCAAAAGAUAUGUAUAAUCUCCGGGCAUCAGACCUAUUGGCAGGGUUCUAGGCAGAUGCCGGAGGGAACGCUUCUCACCGAGAAAAGGACCACGGGCCUCGAAAAAAAGUUUCCUCGCACAUUCAAGAGAUAG